GCCUUUCAAUUAAAGCAGCACCAGGCUGGGAUGGGCUAGGCUCCCCUUCUUCAUCUCUUCUCUCCCAAUAACCAAAUGCCCUCGUUAUAAAUUUGUUACUUCAAACCCACCAAAUCCGUGUAAAAGAUGAAUUUUGGCAGCAAAAUCCCUGUUUCUCUUUAUCAAAUUUUGUGCCUUUCUAAUUUUCCCCAUGUUUAAUUAGAUCUGCUCUCAGACUUCUACACUCCAAUUUAUUGAAUAUACAAUACACAUUGAUUUUUGUAACUAAAAUCAUAAAACCCUCAAUCUUACAAGUGUAAUCUAAAAGUUAAUGUAAUAAAAUUAUAAUAGAGUGAAAAAACUGAGGGUUUCUUUGGUUAUUUUGUUAUGGCUGAUGCGUUGUCUGUGAUUCCAGCAGCGGUUCUACGUAACCUCUCCGAUAAGCUCUAUGAAAAGCGCAAAAAUGCGGCUCUUGAGGUGGAAGGGAUAGUGAAGCAAUUAGCGUUGGCAGGAGAUCAUGAUAAAAUUACUGCGGUGAUAAAUUUGUUGACCAAUGAGUUUACCUACUCCGCGCAGGCAAAUUAUCGCAAAGGAGGGUUGAUAGGAUUGGCUGCAGCAACAGUAGGUUUGAGUUCCGAAGCUGCACAGCAUCUUGAGCAAAUUGUACCACCAGUCUUAUUUUCUUUUUCUGAUCAAGAUAGCAGAGUUCGUUAUUAUGCAUGUGAAGCACUGUAUAACAUAGCAAAGGUUGUGAGAGGAGAUUUUAUUGUGUUCUUCAACGAUAUUUUUGAAGCUUUGUGUAAGCUUUCUGCUGAUUCAGAUCCCAAUGUACAAAGUGCUGCUCAUCUUUUAGAUAGACUUGUAAAGGAUAUUGUUACAGAGAGUGAUCAAUUCAGUAUUGAAGAAUUUAUACCACUGUUGAGAGAACGAAUGAAUGUCCUAAACCCUUAUGUGCGCCAAUUUCUGGUAGGAUGGAUUACUGUUCUAGACAGUGUUCCUGAUAUAGAUAUGCUUGGUUUUCUUCCUGAUUUUCUUGAUGGCUUAUUUAACAUGCUAAGUGAUUCCAGCCAUGAAAUAAGGCAACAAGCUGAUUCAGCACUUUCAGAAUUUCUUCAAGAAAUAAAAAAUUCUCCAUCUGUAGAUUAUGGUCGCAUGGCUGAAAUACUGGUACAGAGGGCAGCUUCAGUGGAUGAAUUUACUAGGUUGACGGCUAUUACUUGGAUCAAUGAGUUUGUGAAACUUGGCGGUGAUCAACUUUUCCCUUAUUAUGCUGAUAUUCUUGGAGCCAUUCUACCUUGCAUAUCAGACAAGGAAGAGAAAAUAAGAGUCGUUGCUCGUGAAACGAAUGAAGAACUUCAUGGAAUUGAGGCUGAUCCAGCUGAAGGAUUUGAUGUAGGAGCAAUCCUCUCAGUAGCAAGGAGGCAUCUAUCUAGUGAAUGGGAGGCAACACGAAUUGAAGCAUUGAACUGGAUAUCUACCCUUUUAAAUAGACAUCGAUUGGAGGUAAAGAAGAUGUAUCCAAGUUUUUGCUUUUUUGACUUGUUUAUAUGGUACAUAUGUAGGACAUUUUGUUUUGGAAAGUUAUCGUUUCUGUUGCACUAUGAAGUCUUGCUCUUUUACAAGCAAUCAUUCGUGAUAUGGCCUUGGCUUCUUCAGAUUUCUUCGAACAGUGUCACAAUGCUAGUUAACCAAAGGUAUGGUGCAAGUUGGCUGUGUUGCAAAGCACCUUCCCAAUCCUCGCAGUAUCCCAUAUGUAGUGCGUCCCAUAGUUUUCUAAAAUUUAAUGGUUGUGCAGUGCCAUGGGUUUCUCUGUUUAGUACUGAAAACUAUGCACAAACUCAAAUUGCUGGAAAGGAACUCAAGGAUGCAACUGAGAAGACACUAUCCAGAUGUGCUAAGAUUGCCGUAGUGUACCCACUUUUGCUACAAUCAAAUGACGUCUAUCCUAUUAGUUUUGAGGUGGUUAUGCUGGAAAUUCUAUUUCGCCAGAACAAGUCCAAUACUAAACCUGAGAUGGUUCCUUCCACCUGUAGAGCCAUAGGAUUUUAUUAUUUCAUGUGGUUUUCAUGGUUGGCUCUCCUUGAACCAGGAAGAUACAUGUGGUUGUUGAAAGCCUUGUACGGUCUCCUGAUGCUCCUUCCCCAGCAAAGUGUAGCCUUCAAGUUUCUUCGGACUCGAUUAAAAACUGUGCCUUCCUUCAGUGGUGAACAGUUCAAGCAAAUAUCAUCAGGAAAUUUCUUUUUGGAUGCUAAUUACAUAGUUGGGGAUGGUGAACUAAAUGAAGAUUCAAGGACUAUUCACAACGGAAUAAACUUUGCUUCGAGCCUGCUGAAGUUUGAGCAUGUUCAGCAACAGCACCGUAGGCAUUCGAAGAUGCAGUCACAGUAUCGCAACAGUUCUUCUUCAUCCACAAAGGAGGUACAAAGACUAGAAUCAGAGGGAUCUUCUACCGUGCCAGACAUGAAUAGGGUUCCUUCAAGAUCAUUGCGCAGAGGUCCUGGCCAGUUACAACUUUAACUGUCUCGAGGUUCUUUACACUGCAAUCUCUAUGUAUUGAAGGCAGGUGAAGUCAGUGAAAAAUUGUAAAUUGUAUUUUUUAGGAGCAUUUGUUUUGUUGAAUCUUAAAGGGGGAUUGAGAAGGUGGACAGUGGGUCUCGUUUUUUCUAAGCUAUACUUUCUGAUGGACAGAAUAUGCCCAUGUGGUGGUGUUAUUUUUAUCGAAAACCAUGUGGGAAAAAGGAGGUAGUUGAAAUUCCAAUCUAGGAUAUAUGUUGACUUUGUUUCCAUCAUUUAUUUCAAAUCUUAUUCCGUCUGUUACAAUUAUUGAUAAUAAAGAUCACGUAUUCUCCAGAGUGCUA
Molecule: messenger RNA, 2837 nt
Organism: Olea europaea var. sylvestris
Lineage: Eukaryota; Viridiplantae; Streptophyta; Magnoliopsida; Lamiales; Oleaceae
Product: protein VAC14 homolog
Exons: 22
Coding region: 367-2496 (709 amino acids)
Biological process (GO): phosphatidylinositol biosynthetic process; positive regulation of kinase activity
Cellular component (GO): endosome membrane; PAS complex
Source: RefSeq, a predicted model, not a curated record